AUGCACUUCUCUCCCCUGGGUGUGCUGGCGUUGCAUCUUUUUCGUUUGCUGCUGUCUGUCUCUCUCGCAGCAACAGACGUUCUCCCCGACUCACCAGAUACCCAAGCAGCAACAACAGCAGCAACAGCAGCAGCAGCAACAGCUGCUGCUGCUGCUGCUGCUGCAACAGCAGCGGCAAAGUCAGCCACAGCAGCUGCAGCAGCAGCAGUAGCUGCCUCAUCCCCUUCGGGAGUCAGCGAAGAAGACUCACACGAGCAUGACCGCCUAGAUCAGCAGCAGCAGCAGCAGCAGCUGCAGCAGCAGCAGCAGCAGCAGCAGCAGCAGCAGCAGAACGAUACUUUCUCGCUGCUCUGGCUGACAGACAUUCACUUGGAUCCACUGUAUGACCCCAAGGGCCCCGUAUCGAAUUUCUGUCAUCCGCGCAAGCCGCUGUAUGACCCCAAGGGCCCCGUAUCGAAUUUCUGUCAUCCGCGCAAGCCGCAUGCAGCAGCAGCAGCAGCUGCUGCUGCUGCUGCUGCUGCUGCUGCUGCCCGCCGGCGGCCUCCCCAGAGCUCUCUGCUACUUAUGCGAAGCCGCAGGUUGAUGAGCCUUUUGUUGUCGAGGGACAAACAGCAGCAGCAGCAGCAACAGCGACAGCAACAGCAGCAGCAGCAGCAGCAGCAACAGCAGCAGGAUGAACUGCAGCAGCAGCUGCUGCAGCAGCAGGAGGAGCAGCACGCCCACAACCACAACCAUCAGCGGCGGCAACGCCACCAAAGGGGGAGGAGGCGUGGUCAACUACAGCAGCAGCAGCAGUGUAUGACCCCAAGGGCCCCGUAUCGAAUUUCUGUCAUCCGCGCAAGCCGCAUGCAGCAGCAGCAGCAGCGCAAGAGAAGGCGCUGGGGUUUCAACCGCCGCGAUUGGCGGCGUCGCAGCACAGCAGCAGCAGCAGCAGCUGCUGCUGCAGCAGCAGCAGAAACAGCCCCUGAACUGGGCCGUGCAGGCUGCGACUCCUCUCCCGCCCUUGUAGAGAAGGCGCUAGACUUUGCUGCUGCUCUUGCUGCUCCAGUGACGGCGGAUACAGCAGCACCUGCUGCAGCAGCAGCACCUGCUGCAGCAGCAGCACCAGGUGCAGCAGCAGCAAAUGCUGCUGCUGCAGCUGAGGUGUAUACGCUGCCUCCUGUUGCUGCUCUGCUGCUGACGGGUGAUUAUGCUGCUCACUACCCCGACUCUCAACUCGAAAACAGGAAGGAGGCGUUGCGUCAGUGGACUCGGGCCUUAUUUGAACGUUUCCCGCAGCCAUGCGGCGAAGCAGCAGCAGCAGCAGCAGCAGCAGCAGCAGCAGGAACAGCAGCAGCAGCAGCAGGAGAAGUGUCCUCGGACCCUCACCAUCACGAUCACCAUCAUCAUCAUCAUCACCAUCAGCAGCAGCAGCAGCAGCAGCAGCAGCAGCAGCAGCAGCAGCAGUGCAUGCAGCUGCUGCUGGUUGUAGGCAACAACGACAUGCCCAUAGAUUACCUCAUCCCGCAGCAGCACUCGCAAAGAGCAGCAACACCCACAGCAACAGCAGCACCAGCAAUAACAGAAUCUGCUGCGGCAUCAGCAACAAAAGCCAAAGCAGCAGCAGCAGCAGCAUCAGCAACAGCAGCAGCAGCAGCAGCAGCAGCAGUAGCAGCAGCAGCACCAGCACCAGCACCAGCACCAGCAGCAGCAGCAGCAGCAGCAGCAGCAGUAUUGUGUAAGCUGCAGCAGCUGCAGCAGAAGCAGCAGCAGCAGCAGCAGCAGCAGCAGCAGCAGCAGGAGCAGCAGCAGGAGCUGCUGCAGCAGAAACAGGAGGAGACACAGGGAGAGAUAGAAACAGCAGAGACAGAGCAGCAAACUGAAAAAGAAGAAGCAAGAAAAGAGGAAACAGAAGACGACACAGACCCAGCCGGGCAAUUUGAGUGGAUGGAGCAGCAGCUGCAGGAGGCGCGUGAGCAGGGGCAGCAGGUGGUGAUAGCGGGCCACAUACCCCCCGGCUUCGACUCCCAUCUGGGGCUGGGCUUCUCGCAGAUGAGUCUCUGGCUGCCUCAGUAUACAGAAAGGUAUCGUUCGCUGGUGACGCGCUACGCGGAUGUGCAUUUGGUGGAGGCCUUCGGCCACAUUCAUUUUGGGCGUUUGCGUUCCCUGGUGCCUAAGGAAGAGGAGACAGCAGCAGCAGCAGCAGCAGCAGCAGCAGCAGCAGCAGGGGCAGCAGCAGCAGGAGGAGAAGCAGCAGGAGCAGCAGAUACCUCCUCGCAUGCUGCAGCACCAGCAGCAGUAGUGCUGCUGGGGGCCCCUUCUCUGUCUCCUAUUCACGGCAACAACCCGGCUCUGGGGGCCCUUAUCUUUGGCCCUUCAGCAGCAGCAGCAGAAGCAGCAGAAUCAGCAGCAGCAGCAGCAGAAGCAGCAGCAGCAGCAGCAGCAGCAAAGCAACGACAUCUCCCUCUCGCAUUAAAAGACUACAUUCAGUUUAGUUUGCCUCUGUAUGGUUUUGUGGGCCCCUGGGAGAUCAACAGCAGCUCUGCUGCUGCUGCUGCAGCAGCAGCAGCAGCAGCAGCAGCAGCAGCAGGAGCAGCAGCAGAGCCGCAGUUUGCCUUCGAAUACAGCCUGCAGCAGACGUUCUCCCCUUUUAGUACGCAGCUGCGAGAUGCUUUCUUUCUCCGAGCAAGAACUUAA
Molecule: messenger RNA, 2676 nt
Organism: Eimeria mitis
Lineage: Eukaryota; Apicomplexa; Conoidasida; Eucoccidiorida; Eimeriidae
Product: DnaJ domain-containing protein, related, related
Exons: 11
Coding region: 1-2676 (891 amino acids)
Source: RefSeq, a predicted model, not a curated record